AUGACGUGCGAAAAGCCAAAGAAUGGCAAUGAAGAGUCAAACGAUCUUUUCCCAAUAAACGAAACACCUGCAAGUACGAUUUCCAACAUUACUGUUGAUCAAUCUGACAAAAGUAAGGAGAUGCUCGAAGAUUUUGUACAUGAUGCAAUAUCUGAAAUUGGCUCUGACAACACGCCAGAUGAACUAUCGAUGUACUCCCAAUUAGUCGAUGUUCUGUCAACAUCAGAGUUUGAGCAACAUGAAGAUAACGAGCUAAGCACUGGUUUUGAACCUGCCGCACUGACACAAUCUAGUAUAUAAAGGAGAGCGCUGAUCGAGCAACAAAACAAAGAAUAUGACGAAGCACUUAAAACGGAUCAGCAAAAAGAACAAGAAAAAGAAAAGGAAAAAGAAAUUGCUAGGGAAAUGGAGCUGUUGAAACACGAAAGGGAGGCAAGAGUACUGGAAGGACCACAUAUUGAAGAAGACCAUGUAGUUGUUUGUGUAAGGUACCUACGUGGUGGUAUUGUAACGCGUGCUUUCUACCCCACUGCCAUUAUGCAGGCAGUUUACGACUGGAUAGGUUCGCUGCAGUUAGAUCCGCCACAUUUUGCACUCUUUGCCAUGACUAGAACACAAUAGUACCUCAGACGAUGCUGUACAUGGAGCAGACAGAUGAUCCAGUGCCACCUUCAGCACCUGUUUUGGUUAGUACAGCCAUCGAUUGUGAAGUCGUAAUCGAGGUAACAAACAAUUAAAAAUUAAAGCGGAUUCAAUUUGUCUUUAAAAAAGUGCAUGAGUUCAUAACGGGGCACGUCCAGCAGUCUCUGAUUCGAUGCAUUUGGUCUUCAAUGCGUAGUUCCACAUUAAAAUUUUUAAAGCUUCUUCGCGGAACUCUUUUAAUCAAUUUGCCAUGCCCAAGAGUUUAUGGAAUGUUUAGUACUAGUUUCCCAUGAAAUAUAUUCCAAAUUUGGAACAGUAUACUUGAGAAUAUUUCCAACAAACUUGAUAAGCAAGUGCUGUGAAUUGGAAAAGCCACAUUGCGGUGAUUGCAUGACAGUGACAUUGAUAGUGCGAGUGUCCUAUAUAUUUUAUUUGUCACGUGAGCACUACUGCAUGUAUUUAUCUUUGAUUUAUUUACAUUAUAAGUACUAUAAAGAAUGUUCUAAAUCUUCACAUUCUGGGGUUUAUGAAAGGAAUGAUAUCCAAAAAUGACCAGUCAUUCCCACAUAUUUAAUUUUAGUUUGAAAACUUGCACUUCUACAUUCUGUUGCCUGCCUGUAUAUGAUGUAGAAUAGCGCAUUCCAUGUGUCUGCUGAUAUCAAAAGCCAUAAAAUGCUAUUUAUAUAUUUAUCUGGUUUAUUCCAUAGGUUUCCCAUUUUACACCUGCAGACCAAUCUGUUGAAGACUCUUUGCCAGAUGAUAUUUCAAGUUGAUUGACAAACAAUGAAGAAGCUGUCGAUGGUACUGUCCAUCAUUACACGGUAUUUAGAAGCAAUUUUAACAUCAAUUUAGUAAUUCAGGGAGGCAGUGUUAUUUUGAAGUCUAGAUUGUUUUAAACCGAAACGCAUCGUCAUCUUAAGCCGUUUAUUUAUAUACCCAAAAAUGUAAAUGUAUGAAUUUUGUUGAGUUUUUCGCAGAAUUUUAAACUGAAUGUUCAUUUAAUGUUUUUAAUACCUGUAGGAGUCUGCAAGGCUGCUUCGAUGAUCCAUUGCCAGAAACCAUUCAAUUUACAGUUCAUCGCAGUACUGUUCUAUCUGACAUCAUCAAACAAUUUCAAGAAAACAAAAGUUUGUGCGACCCAAACCUCGACAUGGUUAUUCAAGGUAUCGAUAAUAGAGGGAAAUACGAAAAGGGGGUUGGGGUUGUCCACGAUGUAAUUGCGAUGUUUUGGGGAAAGUUUUAUGAUGCACUAACUGAUUUUAUGUUUUAUGGGACGCUAUUGCGUUAUUCCUUUUGAGAGGUUUUAUUCAAUGUAAAUACUUUCCAGUGUCCCUCUCUCGCGUCUUCAUAAAAGUAAUUCUUCACGGGGAAGUAUCUGUUACUGAAGAGGAAUUGAUGGCAGAGUUGUUGAAAUUUGUUUCAAUCGACGAGGCAGAUACCAUAAGUGAAUGUUUGUCUGCGAACAUGGCUUGUAACAGUGACGAAUUUGUGGAUAUUUUAUCCUCUUAUGGCGUGAGGCAACGUCCUAACAACGACAAUGUCAGGGAAAUUUUCAUCAAGUUAGCGCAUAAAGAAAUAAUCCAGAAACCGAAUUAUAUUACAGAAAGAUGGAGCGCUGUACUUCAACCCCUAAAAGAAAUUCUUACAAGUAGCAUUGACGAGAUUUAUCUAAAACUGGAAUCGACAACGAGAAAGGUCUUUUGUUGA
Molecule: messenger RNA, 2349 nt
Organism: Paramuricea clavata
Lineage: Eukaryota; Metazoa; Cnidaria; Anthozoa; Malacalcyonacea; Plexauridae
Source: the annotation of a GenBank genome assembly